AUGGCCAGGAUGGAAAUUAUGCUUGCAAACCAUGGCAAGGAAUUUGAAAACAUGAAAAAAAUCAAGGAAAAAGUGAGAGGGAGAAUAAAGAGCCGAGAAGAGGUUAUUAAGAAUCUCAAAUCUCAAGUCAGACAUCUUUCACAGCAAAUUCUAAAGUCCACUGACAGUUUCCCAAGUGACACUGAGAAAAAUUCAAGAGGGGAAAUGAAGAAGGUAAGAUGGGAAGAGUGUAAGGAAGUGACUCUUGCAAAUGAAGAAAUCCUGGAAGAAGAUACUAGUAAGCCAAUAGAACACAGCCAAGGGAGUUCCCAGAACAACAUGGAGAGAAAAGAACAGGAAAAUGGAUCUGUACAAAGAAAAGAAUCAACAGGGAAGGAAAUUCAGAAAUCCUAUGUGCCAAGGGCACCAUUUCCUCAGAGACUCCUGGGAGGUGAGAAAGAAAGUGUCAACAUCCCCUUUAUCAAAACUCUCCAACAGGUGCCUACAUACAUCAAGUGCAUGAAAGAGCUGCUAAACAAGAAAGGAACCUUAAAAGGGGGACAGACUGUAACAAUGAACAAGGACUGUAGUGGCCUCAUCAAGAAGGACAUGCUCCUAAAGAAAAAAGAUACAGGGAGCUUUCAUAUUCCCUAUGUCAUAGGAGAAACAAAAAUUGACAGAGGAUUUUGUGAUCUAGGAGGUAGCAUAAAUGUGAUGCAUCUGUCUCUUAUGAAGAAGUUGCAAAUCAAUGAGCUAAAAUUCACGGAUGUAAUCAUACAAUUGGCUGAUAAAACUCAGAAGCAGGCUGAAGGAGUAGUCGAAAAUGUGUUCGUAAAAGUGGGAAAUUACUUCCUCCCCACAUAUUUUGUUGUUCUGGACAUGGAGGAAAGUUACCUCCACCCCAUUAUUCUGGGGAGACCAUUUCUAGCCACUGCUAGAGCACUUAUAGAUGUGGAACAAGGAGAGUUAAUCUUGAGAAUACAUGAUGCGCAUCUCACCUUCCAUGUUUUCAAACCUACAUCUGAAUCUGAGUUAGAACCUAUUAUGAGGGUUACCUAA
Molecule: messenger RNA, 1038 nt
Organism: Arachis duranensis
Lineage: Eukaryota; Viridiplantae; Streptophyta; Magnoliopsida; Fabales; Fabaceae
Exons: 2
Coding region: 1-1038 (345 amino acids)
Source: RefSeq, a predicted model, not a curated record